Molecule: messenger RNA, 2940 nt
Organism: Meyerozyma guilliermondii ATCC 6260
Lineage: Eukaryota; Fungi; Ascomycota; Pichiomycetes; Serinales; Debaryomycetaceae
Exons: 1
Coding region: 1-2940 (979 amino acids)
Molecular function (GO): RNA binding
Source: RefSeq, a predicted model, not a curated record
AUGGAUUCUAAUUCAACCACUCCCGGUAUAUCGCUCACACCUUCGGCAGAUGUACAGCAAAAGUCCCGUAGUCGAGCGGGCACCUUACCCUCAUCGUUCAUUCAUGGUUCAUCUCCAGCAGGUUUCAACCAAUCUCAUUCGCCAUUAAACGCAAUUGGCAAUUCCGAACCUUUGGGGAUCCCAUAUAUGGAUUCAUUUACAUUGGGAAUUCCUGCUAGCUCGCCUCCUUUAGAAAAGGAGGGCAUGGACAUUCCUGGGUCCAAUGGAAGUACCCGAAGAAUGCGGUCCGGCUCUCUUUUUUCCACAAACUCGAUCUGGAAUGAUGAUGCUCUUCAACAUUCGCCGUCGCAGGGAAAUGGUCCUUCUCUUUUGGACAAUUCGAGCGUUCAUUCGGGUAGCAACAGCAAUGGUGGAAGCUUUUUCAGUCCCGCUCUUGGCCCUCAACAAUACCAAGGCACUGUUCCCCAGUCUUUUUCUGCUAUGCAUGGCUAUCCACCUCAAUCCACUCUUUCCGCUGGCGCCCAGACAAACCGCAACCGAUCAUAUACUACCACAGGUGCGGUUCCUGUAAGUGCUGGCAUGCCCUCAAUGGCAUCUCAAGCGACCCCACUACAUGUUGUAGAUCCCUCCGGUCAGUCGAGACUCUCAACAUCUCCAUUCCAUGGAUCUCUGUCUCAGUCUAAUGAUAUGAACGUCUUAUUAGAUAACUUGAUGGCAUCUAUGAACACGAUGCACAACAGAAAUAGAGCUCAAACGUUUUCUGGAGCUCCCGCUGAAGCUGAUGCUGUAUUACUGAAGCAGCUGAUUCUAGCUCAAAACUACUUAAUUCAACAGGAGCAACAACAAGAGCAAGCGAGAAAUCAGAUACUCGCACAACAGCCUGUUUUACAAGAUGAUAUCGAUUUCUCAGACUUCAGGAUCACCACAAACUUUGAUAACCCUAACUUGGGGCCCACCAACUUCCUUUUGUUUGAUAAUUUGCCCAACUUCAUAGACUCUAUCAAGCUAUGGUCCAUACUCAGCAAUUCGUUAGGCACUAGAGCCAAAGGAAGUAUUAAGAGCUUGAAGGUAACCACCACCAAAUCGUCAAAAUUGGCAUUGGUGGAAUGCUGCAGCGUGGAAAUUGCUAUGACGUUAAAAGCUAAUUUUAAUCAUCUUGAGUUGGUUCCUGGAAUUACUCUUUAUGCUGCAUUUGCCCUGGUGCUCGACAAGUCACCUACCGAACAAAAUGUCGCUAAAACUAAUAACUCGAAAACAAGUCCUAAUUCCAAAGGUAGGCGUACGGAAUCUCCAACCAAGUCACUGCCUAUUGACCUUGUGAAUAUUCAGCUAUCACUCUUGAGUUCAGUGGCACUGAUUGCCCCUUAUGACAUUGAUAUGAACAAGGUUCGUUCCAUGAUACAAUCUGCUAUCAGAUAUCCUAAUGAAAAUUAUAAGGCUAAUUUCGGACCACUUCCCGAACCAAUUCCUUUGCGCCAAUUUGACUCGCCGAAGCUUAGGGAAUUGAGAAAGAGUCUCGAAACCUGCGAGAAAGAACUGUCACGUCCAGAGGACAAACGAGAAAUGUCCGAUGCAGAUUUGGAUGAACUUGCUAUUUCCAUGCUCGAUGAGCUCCCCGAGCUCUGUUAUGACUAUUUGGGAAACACGGUUAUUCAAAAGCUUUUUGCAGUCAUCAAGUCACCGGCGAUCAAACUCAUCAUGGUCCAUGAGAUUGCACCUUACUUGACCCAGCUUGGUAUACACAAGAAUGGUACCUGGGCUAUUCAAAAAAUUAUUAAUUUGUGCGAUAAAGACUACAACCAAAUGAAUGUCAUUGCAGAGAGUUUAAAGCCAUACUCGUUAAAGAUGUUUAAUGACCAAUUUGGAAAUUAUGUUUUGCAAGGAUGUAUCAAGUUUGGAUCUCCCUUCAACGAUUUCAUUAUCGAGACCAUUCUUGAUAACUUUCUUGAGAUUAGCAAUGGCCGUUUCGGAGCUCGGUGCAUCAGAACCAUGCUUGAACUGUGCGGCAAAGACAAUGCGAUAUCAAGAGAACAAGUAGCACUUGUGGCAUCGUUGAUAGUUGAGUAUGCCAACGAUUUGAUUGUCAACCCCAAUGGAUCUUUAUUACUCACCUGGUUUUUGGACACGUUCAAUGGUUUUGACAAAUCGCCAGACCUUCGCUACAAACUUGUUACAGACAAGGUCAUCUCCAAUUUGGGAGAAUUUUGCACCCACAAGCUUGCAAACUUAACAGUAUUGAAGAUAUUGAGCAACAGAAGCGAUCCAGAACUGUCGCAACGUAUCCUAAACCGCAUUUUUGGGGCAUAUGAUAUCAACAAUGAGAACGGUGUUCCAACAGAUUUGUUAGAGCAUCUUUUGGCCGAAGGACUGGAAAAUAACGCAGGUCCACUUUUCCUUUACAAAAUCGUAUCGAAUCCUCCUUUGAUGUCACCAGGCAAUGAUAUCUGGAAUGACAACUAUCACCAGUAUGUUGUGUCGAUGAUCAGACGUAUUUUACUUGAAAUUAAUAUCGUCAAUGUUCAACCUUACCGCAAGUUGAUGGACGAGGUUGGUCUCGCAAGUAACCGUUUGAACCGGUCUGGAUCAACGGGAGGAAGAAAACAAAAGAGAGGCCAUAGAGGUAGCCACGGUGCCAGUGGUAACCUGAACCCACAUUAUGGCAUGCCAACCUCAGGCCAGUAUGCGAAUCCAUACAUUGGACAAGUUCCAGCACCAUACAAUGCACCCAUGAGCGGCCAAAUUCCACUUCCAUAUGGCUACAAUGGAGUUGCACCCCAAAACGGCGGUCUUCAAGGCGGUCCUGACGCAUCACAAUAUCAAGACGCGGCGGUUAUGCAACAGCUUGAACAAUUGUCAUUGAGCUCAGCCGCGCUUGGCUACAAUUCCAAUCCUGGGACACCAGGAGUCAUGCAGCUGAACAAGCGAACCCUGUUCUUUUGA